AUGGAGUUGAGUUUCGUCAACAAGCCAAAGUCCACCCUCUUAAGCGUCAUCUCCUUCAACAGCGAUACCUCGAACUCGUUCAACGACGUCACGUCGACCAAUUUCUGGAUUCCUGCUACCAAAUUCUCUGACGACCCGCUCAUUAUAAAUUGCAUCGACUGCACAAUGUUGCGGUACUGCGUCUCGUCGAGUCUGCUGAUUAGCUGGAACAUGAUCGAUUUCGUGUUGAUGGUGAACGCCAGGAACUUGACAAACUCAAAGUUGUCAAACGUCAUGGUGAACGUUUUCUCUAUGCGGCCGACACUCGGCGUGUCGAUCUCGAACCGCAAAAUCUUGGCCUGUUUCGGUGGCAGCUGGCCAUCGUCGUUGAGCAGUUUGAUCACGUUCUUGCGCAGAAACUUCUUUCCAACAUCCAAACGGUACCGCAGCUGUUCUGCAGUCAGAUUGGUCACCGUCACCUCGACUGUCUCUUUGAACCCAAGCACAAGGUCGAGAUCGAUCAACGACGGUUCCACGUCAAUCGUUGGUGUUUGGUUGAUGAUCUUGUCGAACUGGAGACCGAUCUCGGAACGCAGCUUGCGAACGGCCUCAUAG
Messenger RNA from Ogataea philodendri, 594 nucleotides. RefSeq lists its product as uncharacterized. The coding region runs from base 1 to 594 and encodes 197 amino acids. Lineage: Eukaryota; Fungi; Ascomycota; Pichiomycetes; Pichiales; Pichiaceae. The transcript has a single exon. The record is from RefSeq and is a predicted model, not a curated record.